This is a messenger RNA of Lasiodiplodia theobromae, 1959 nucleotides long. RefSeq names its product FAD binding domain containing protein. Gene Ontology annotation, molecular function: FAD binding. Lineage: Eukaryota; Fungi; Ascomycota; Dothideomycetes; Botryosphaeriales; Botryosphaeriaceae. Bases 1 to 1959 code for a protein of 652 amino acids. The record is from RefSeq and is a predicted model, not a curated record. The transcript is spliced from 6 exons.
AUGUCCCCCAGCAAGAUCCCGGAUGAAGAGCUCAGAGAAGGCAGCGUCGAUGUCCUAACCGCCGAUGUCCCCAACCUAAAUGGUAACCAUGGCCUCCGCGGUCCCUCCACCAGCGAUGUGCUGGUUGUCGGCGCCGGCCCAGCCGGCUUGAUGCUUGCCGACAACCUUGCCCGUUUCGGCAUCAAGGUCGACAUCAUCGACAACAGGCCGAACCGCACUUUGACUGGCAGGGCCGACGGCCUCCAGCCCAAGUCGAUCGAAACCCUGCGCCAGAUGCGCCUUUCUGAUUCACUGCUGCGCAAGGGCGUCAAAGUUUUUGACAUCUGCUUCUGGAGGUCUGCCGUGAACGAGGAAAUGCGGAGGGCUGGACGGGAGGUGCAUUAUCCGCGCGAAACAGUUGACCUGCUGGACCCCUACAUCCUCCUUGUUCACCAGGGCAUGAUCGAGCAGCUGUUCAUCGACGACAUGGAAGAGCGGGGAGUUGCUGUCCGGAGAAACACGGCCUUCAUGGACUUUUCCUACACCGGCAAAACCGCCCCCAUCGAGGUUACCUGCAUGGUUGGAGUUCAGCAGCAGAAGAGCAAGGUGACCACCAGCUACGUUAUCGGGUGUGAUGGCGCCCACUCGCAGGUGCGCAAGUCGAUCCCUGGAGCGCAGCCGGUGGGAGCUUCAUCCGAUGCUAUUUGGGGAGUCUUGGACGGGCAGAUCGAGACCAACUUCCCAGACUUGUGGUCCAAGGCCGUCAUCUACUCCGAAGAGGCCGGCUCGGUCCUGAUCAUCCCCCGCGAACGGAACCUGACGAGGCUCUACAUCGAGCUCAAGCCCGAGUCCAGAGGAAGCGCGUCCAGGGACGAGCUUACGCAGGAGUUCGUCAUGCAUAGGGCGCAGGAGAUCAUGCACCCGUUCCACCUAAAGUGGAAGACGGUUGAGUGGUUUGGAAGAUACCAAGUCGGACAGAGAGUUGCAACCAGAUUCACCGACGAUAGGGGUCGCGUGUACAUCUGUGGAGACGCCAGCCACACGCAUUCUCCGAAGGCCGCACAGGGCAUGAACACUUCGAUGCACGAUGGAUGGAAUCUUGCAUGGAAGCUCAACCUGGCCGUGCGUAAGCUUGCGAAGCCCGAGCUGAUGGUGACGUAUGAGGACGAGCGGCGCAAGAUCGCGCAGGACUUGAUCAACUUCGACUACGAGCACGCCAACGCAUUCGCCGCGGGAAACUCGGAUGCCCUAGCGCGGAACUUUAUGCAAAACGUCAGGUUUAUUUCCGGCGUGGGGGUUGAGUACGGCCCCAACGUGCUCAAUGUGCCGACCAAGCACAUGGGCAACGGCGACCUGCGGCCAGGCUGCCUGCCGACGCCGGCCAAGGUGACGCGUUACGUGGACGCAAACCCGGUCGACAUCCAGUUGGACAUUCCGACGCUGGGCCAGUUCCGCGUCUACCUGUUUUGCAACGAUCCUUUGGCGAGCCGGGGUUUCAUGGACACCGUGUGCAAACAGGCCAACAAUGCAGGCCAGUCAUUCAUGGGCCGCAUGAGCGCCGCCGCAAACGCGUCCUACACGCUGCAGCCACCCGUCGCCGCACCUCACGACGAGUUUGUCUGCCCCGAACGCUACACCACCGUCUCCUGCCUCUUCACCUGGGCCCUCGUCGUCUCUGGCGCACUCAAAUCAUCCUUCGAGAUCCAGGACUUGCCGCACGCCUUGCGGGACUCUGCUUGGACCGUUUACCUCGACGAUAUCCCCCAUAUGGAUACGCGCGGCCGCAGCUGCACUGACAAGUGGCUCGGUGGCCUACAGGGUGCGGAGACCGCCGUCGUCAUCGUUCGCCCCGAUGGCUACAUUGGCACUCUGCGCAUCUGGCCCGAGGGUAGCAAAGAGUGUGGCCAGGAGGCAAUGAAGUGGAUGGAUGAUUACUUUGAUGGCUUCUUGUCGGAUGAUGUCGGGGCGCCAAAUUACUAG